Molecule: messenger RNA, 3991 nt
Organism: Mytilus californianus (California mussel)
Lineage: Eukaryota; Metazoa; Mollusca; Bivalvia; Mytilida; Mytilidae
Product: beta-1,3-galactosyltransferase brn-like
Exons: 2
Coding region: 327-1316 (329 amino acids)
Cellular component (GO): membrane
Molecular function (GO): UDP-glycosyltransferase activity; hexosyltransferase activity
Source: RefSeq, a predicted model, not a curated record
UCACUCAUGCUGAAACAGUAAUCAUUUUGCCGUAAUGCAUGGCUGACUAAAUGUAUUCUUACUUUUGAAUAUUAUCAGCAAUGUAUGCACACUAUUAUAAAAUUUUCAAAACUUUAACUUAAUUUUAUCUAAUCAUUUAUAAAUUAAAGAAUAUCUUUGACGUAAACUUUUUUCUGCAGGAAUUUUCUUAAUCAAGGAACAUUUAAUUAACAGUGUCAGCAUAGAUGAACUGUCUUCUAUUUGGGAAAUAGUUUCAAUCGAUCAUCAAUGAACAAAAAAAAAAAAUAAUCGUCAUAUACCUGACUUGGUGCAAUUUAUAAUUUAGAAUGCAGAAAAAAAUCAUCAUACGCUAUAAAAAGCAUUUAUGUUGCUUUAUGUUUUUCUUAUUCUUCGUCCGAUAUAUUACAAACAGACAGAAGGAGAAGGAAUACGUUCAGCUGAACUAUAUCUAUAAAAACGUGAGUGAUUUUAUUAAUGAAAUACGAUUGACUCGGAAAACUUCGAUGUUGUCAUUAAAUAAUCUAACUUCGUCUUACAGACUCCUUAAAAAUCCGCUUCAGACUAAAUGUAAACCGACCUUAUGUCGAUUCGUUGAUAUUAUAUACCUAGUCAAAUCUUCUGUUGAAAACAUAAGUCAGAGAAUGGCAAUCCGUGAAACAUGGGGAAAUGAAACAUCCAUACGUAUUGUAACAGUUUUUAUCAUUGGAUAUAGUGAAUCGUUUCAGUUAUUUAUAGAUUUAGAAUCUAAUAUUUAUGAUGAUAUUCUACAGUUCGAUAUGCAAGAUAUAUACAAUAAUCUGGUGUAUAAAACAGUUUUCUCGAUUGCCUGGUUAUGUGAUAUGAAUAUUCAGACAAAAUUCAUUCAUUUCGUGGAUGAUGAUCGGCUUGUCAACUCACAAAACUUAUUGAACAUGGCUUUAAAACGUUUAACUGCAUUCGAAAUGAAAAUGAUAGGAUUUAAAGUUACACACGCAAAACCGUUUCGUAAGAGGUCUUCGAAAUGGUAUAUCUCUGUAGAUGAAUAUGAGUUCAAUUUUUGGCCACCGUAUUUAAUAGGAGGAACAGCAAUUACAAACAUGAUGGUUAUAAAAGCACUAAAUGACGGUAUCAAGUAUUCAAAAGUUAUUAGAAUUGAAGAUGCAUAUAUUGGUAUACUAGCAAAUAUGCUUAAUAUUUCACUGGAACAUAAUGAAGGGUUCUUGCCAGUGUUUGCUCCUGGACAUGAACUUUUAAAAAAGAUAUCCAGCCCUGAUUAUAAAAGUUACGAUAUGUUGAUCAAGGAAUGGAAGGCUAUGACGUUAAGUCUCUAUUUUUAAAUGAAACAAUCAAAGAUCCAUUAUUGACUUUAAAUUGUCAACAGUUACCUUCAUCUCAUAAAAUUGAUAUCUUGUAUAAACAAUAUUUCCUUUAUCUUUAGACUUACUGUGCUAUGUAAUCUACACACGUUGUAAAAAACAACAGAUUGAAGAAAAAGAUUAUUCAGAAAUCAUGAAAAAAAAAAUAAUCAUAGAUACCUGGAUUAAAAUUUUGUUCGGAUGACGCGGGUUUCGUCUACAAAAGAGGGACGAAAGAUACCAGAGGGACAGUCAAACUCAUAGAUCGAAAACAAACUGACAACGCCAUGGCCAAAAAUAAAAAGACAAACAAACAAAUAAUAGUACAGAUGACACAACAUAGAAAAACUAAAGACUAAGCAACACGAACCCCACCAACAACUGGGAGUGAUCUCAGGUGCUCCGGAAGGGUAAGCAGAUCCUGCUCCACAUGUGGCACCUGUCGUGUUGCUUAUGUUAUAACAAAUCUGGUAAUCAUGUAGGUCACAUUCGUGAAAAGGGAAGGGUAUUGUAGUUAAGACAUAAGAAACAUAUCUGAUAUCAUCUGUGAAAUGGUUAUUCAAUAACGGUCAACCAACUCGCGAUGGCGUCCGUAAAAUUUACGAAGGGAUGAUUUCAACUUCACCAUUUGGAACUCUUGGUUUUAUAACUUCCUAUAGCAAUCCUCUAUCAAGGAAAUAAUGAUAGAAUAAAAACAAGCCCGGGAAUAUCGUAUCAAUUCGGAGAUACAUACUCCGUAUGCAGGCGCUGCUGGAAUGAUGCUACAUAGAAACGGAAAAUUCACAAUUGGGAAGCUGAAAUCAUCUCUUUUGUCGUAAAGUUUUGUUUUCAACCGACCCGCAUUGUCAAUUUCUAGAUGUAAGUCAAGAUAUGAGGCAGACUUAACUGUAUCUUUAGUAUCCUUUAUUUUUUAUUUAUGGGAUAGAUUCGUUCAACAUAGUUACCAAAUUUUGUAUUAUUUAGUGAGAGAACAUCAUCUAUAUAGCGGAACGUAAAGUUGAAGGAUAUUGCUAACUUCUUAUCUUUCUUCCUAAGAAGUUCCUGUAUGAAGUCAGCCUCAUAAUAAUAAAAAAACAAGUCGGCAAGAAGAGGGGCACAAUUGGUUCCCAUUGGAAUUCCGACAGUGUUGAAAAACACGCCCUCCAAACGUAACAAAUAUGUUGUCAUUCAAGAAAUCAAGCAUCUUGAUAAUGUCAGUUUCAGAGAAUUUUUUGUUUGAAUCAGAGUGAUUCUUUACAAAGUAGAAUUUAUCCCUCCCAAAGACAAGAUAUCUACGUUCGCCAUUCUUUUUAAUGAAACAAAGUAAUACCAACUCUUUCAAUUUGUCUUUUAGUUUGGAAUGGGGAAUACUUGUGUAAAGUGUAGAAAAGUCAAAUGUUUAAUACUAUUGCAAGAUGAGAGUGUCUUAGAUUGUAUGUACUCUAAAAGAUCUUUGGAAUUUUCAGUAUCCACAUCUGAUUCACGCAACCUCUAGAAUAGGCAGUUUAACAAUAACUUUGGAGCCUGGCUUUGAUUGCUGAUAAAAUAGAUGUUAAUAAUUUAGAAAGAGGUUUCGUGGAGCACUUGGAAGACCCAGCAAUAUACCGUUGUUUGUAAGGACACUUAUGUAGUUUAGGUAUCCAAUACAGUGAUGGAAGAUUUGGUUGAAAUUCCAAAGGAAGAUAAAACAGACCUAUGAUUAUCUAGGAUUUCCUCUUUGGUAAGCGUCGUGAGGGUAUAUGUUGAGUUUCCCAAUGAAUUGUCAAUAACUUAUUCAUUUAUCAAGCAGUUUAUGUAAUGAUAUUUACACACAAAAAAGAUGUUGUUUGGGGCUUUAUCUGCGGGGACAACAACAUAUUUGUCAUGAAGGUAGGACAAGUAUUUUGCAACUUUUGGGUCUUUAAAAAUUGAGGUAAUGUGGGUUGACCCAUUUAGUGUCUUAAUUCGGAUUUGUAUCAACGACCUCACAGCCUUAAUCCAUUCGGAAAGAGUAUCUACGUCUUCUUUCUUAAUAUUUUGAAGUUGUAUUUCCAAUUGAUGGAUUUAGGCUCACGAUAUUUCGGACCUUUUGAUAACAAAUUUCGUAGGGAAGUGUUAUUGACAAUGUUGAAGUCUCUGGUGAUAACGUGGCCAGCCGGAUUAUAUGUGAAUUGGGAACUAGCACAGGUGCAAUCAGGAGGUUUAGACUUGAAGUCGUCAAUGUUGAGAUCCUGCAAAACGUGUUUGUAAUUGAAAAUUUUAGUUGCAAUUGGUUUGGUAUAGGUAUAAGAAAUUAUUGGUACAGACUGAUCUUUAAAAUAAGGAGGUAUUUUCGACUGAACUAAUUUAUGAUGAAGGAUAUUGCCUAAGUUGACGCCAUCGAGCCAAAAGACAUAUGUUUGUGAGUGACUUAGUGCAGUUAAUACACCAAUAAAUUCCUCUAAAAAGUAGUUUAAUCCUUAUAAUUCUCUAAAAUUGGAGAUAAGAAAUUUGAUUUCUCCACUCGUAACUUCUUUCACACGUAAAUUGUGAAUUUGUGGCAUUGAGUUGACCUGGCGCAUGAAUAUAUUUUUUGGUUUACUUUGCUAUCUGAAAAAAUAAACUAAAAAAAUAUCUGAUUUUCUUUCAAAUAGAUGUUUUGUAUUUAUUAUUUAAUUUGACGAUGCACGCGAAGUAAAAAUAAAUAUUUUUAACGUCGA